CGAACACGUGUGGUCGGACAUGUAAACACAAAAGUCUUAAUACGUUCCCAAUUACGUUUCUCAGUUAAAUGACUACUCGGAAUAUUGAAGUGCACCUGGUUUAAUCUGCACGGUGUUUUUAGUGGUGGAGAAAUGUUUGUUGCGGCUUUUUCAGAGCAAGAGCAGAGAGAACUAGCUGAGAAGCUGACUUCGCUCCUGUCAACCUACAGACACAUAUCAGAUUCCUACAUAAUAGAGUUCUUCAGUGAGAGUUUGUGGGAUACUCUGCCUGUGAGCUGGCAGGACGCCCUCGGUGAUCUUACACCCCCACAGAUCGCUGAUCUGCUGCUGGAUAGAGAGAUUAAGGACAGGCGGUACCCGUCUGUGUGGCCUCUAUCCUUACUUGCACUGCGGUCAGCAGCACAUGCGCUGUCGUUUCCACGUAAAGCACCAGGUGGCCACAGUCAGGACACAGGUGCAGCAGUACCAGAUGAGUUUCAGUCGAACCAGAGUCAGAGUUCUUUAUUACGACACAUAUUCCGUAAACACGUCAAGCCUAAGAAGCAGCACGAAAUCCGCCGACUAGGCACGCUGGUCAAGAAGUUGUGUGAUCAGGCCAACUGUAGCAGUGUGGUUGAUGUUGGGUCUGGACAGGGUCAUUUGACACGGUUUCUGUCUUUUGGACUCGGCCUGGAUGUCACUGGAAUUGAGGCUGACCCUAACCUUGUUUCAAUGGCUACCAAAUUUGAUAGACAGCUGCUAUUGACACUCGCCAAAGAGAAUCAAAAGUCAGGAAACGCUCAGAGUCUUUAUUCUGUACCUGGUCCUUCUCCACGUCAUGUCGUGGGCUGGGUUAACCCAAAGGCUUCAUGGGAUGUCUUCAUUCAACAGCUUGGUGUGACAGCAACUGAAAGUGACAGUAUUGGAGCAACCAGUGGGUCAUAUGAAAAGAAUCAGCGGGUGGAAGAGCUGCAUCUAGAGCCGCAUUCAUGCCAAACCAAAGCAGAGGAGUUACAAAAUACACUUCUGACUCAAAAAAACGACAUGAACACUUCAGACUCUGUAGCACAAAUAAACACAAUUUUUCCAUCAGGGAUGGCGACUGAAAUGCUUACCUGCAAAACCGUAUCAGUUACUGACUGUGGUGCCAAUAAACCUAGAAGUUUUUUACUCACAGGUCUUCAUGCUUGUGGAGACCUUAGCUCUACACUUCUGCGUCAUUUUGCCAACUGUCCUCACGUUCAGGUCAUCACAUCAGUUGCUUGCUGCUAUAUGAAAAUCUCAACGAAGGAGAGCCCAAACCCUCCGGGGGUUUUCCAGCCCCCAUUUUCUACAGAUACAGUGGCGGAUUCCUGUUCAGAAUAUGGUUAUCCGAUGAGUGACUGGGUACGUGGAUUACCAGGGCACCAGUUGUCGUAUAAGGCACGAGAGGGAGCGUGUCACGCAAUAGAGGACUAUCUACACCGACUGAGAGAGGAGAGCAGCUUACUGCGGACACACUGCUACAGAGCCAUCUUAGAAAGCAUCAUCAGAGCGGAGAGGCCCGAUAUGCGAAGACCAGGCGUUCAGACCGUUAAAAAAGCCCACGCACUGUCAUUUUCCGAGUAUGCUUGUUUGGCAUUGCCACGGGUGGGCCUACCUGCUGAUGUCCAAUUUGACCCUGCCGAUGUGGAUGCAAUGCUAGCGCACCAGGGUAAAGUGGUGGCGUACUUCAGCCUGGUUCUUCUCCUUGCACCUGUGGUGGAAACUCUAGUGUUAUUGGAUAGAAUGAUUUUCCUGCAAGAGAGAGGUUUCCAGAGUAAACUCAUCCCACUCUUUGAUGCUGCUUUUUCUCCACGAAACCUGGUACUGGUGUCCGUCAAGCCCAAAGAAGCGCAGAGCUGAAUGAAAUAACAUACACCAACAUCAAAUCCAAGUUCUGAGUCACAACCACAUUAUUAGAUUAACAGAAACAUAUGAAUGAAAUGCCCUUAAAUGAACUGCCACAUUUUUAGGAACCAAAAUUGGAGGUUUGAGUUUACGUUUUCCAAAGUGAUUCAUUAAUGGGUCACUGUCAGUCAUUUUUUCCCCCUGUCAUGCUUGCUUUCAGUCAUGUGAAAAAAUUGCAUCGCAUUUUAAAUGACCUUUAAAUGAGGAAAAUUCUUCUUCCGAAUACUAAACUUUUAAAAGAUGUUUUUAAUAUUUUUAACCUUAUUAAAAAGACAGUCAAACUGUUUUUUUCUCUAAUGUAUUUAAGAAGGAUUUAUAUUACACUGGACAAAGUUGCUAUUGCCUGUGGGUUCACCUCUAUUACAAAAGACAUUCAGACCCAGAAUCUACUGUAUAACUGCAGGUUACAUCUGCAAAUAAAAACACUGUAAUUGA
Messenger RNA from Labeo rohita (rohu), 2343 nucleotides. It is a transcript of the gene mettl25b, whose product is annotated as methyltransferase like 25B. Gene Ontology annotation, biological process: rRNA modification. The coding region runs from base 133 to 1863 and encodes 576 amino acids. The record is from RefSeq and is a predicted model, not a curated record. Lineage: Eukaryota; Metazoa; Chordata; Actinopteri; Cypriniformes; Cyprinidae. The transcript is spliced from 8 exons. Gene Ontology annotation, molecular function: rRNA (adenine-N6,N6-)-dimethyltransferase activity.